AUGGGGUUCACAGGAGAAGCAAUUCUGUGGGAGCCUUUCAUCCAGAUGUGUGAGGGUUCCCAGCUGUCGGAAGGUGCCGAUUUGUGCGGGGGAGCGGCGCGCGCUCGGCAGAACCGAGGGGUCCGCACCGGCACCGGCACCGCCAUCGCCAUCGCCAUCGCCAUCGCCAUCGCCACCGCCACCGCCACCGCAGCGGUACUACCUCACUGGGAGGGACACGCAGAGCCGGUGAGUGCCCGCGGGACGCGCUCGGGGCCAGGGCUGGGGCCGCGGGGCUGGGGCUUGGCGGGCUCGCACGGCCGUGAGGGGAGGGCUCCGGCGGGGGUGGGGGCGGCCCGGGACCCCUCGGCCUGGGCCCCCCCCGCGCCUGUUGUUUGUUUCUUCAUCACCGGAUUAAGAUUCGCGGUCGUUCCCAUCUCCCAUUGGCUGCGCUGUGGUGACGUCGCCUCAUUUGCAUAUGACAUUGAGACGUCACAGCGCUCCCCCUUGUCCCGCCGCGACCCCGCCGGCCCGGGGGCGAUGGCGAGCGUGGCGCGUGGGACUCGCCCGCGGUGGUCACGCCGUCUCACCAGCCUCUUCUUCAGUGACAGCAACGUGCCAGAGGGCCUGGAGGAGCCCAAACCCUUUGUCGAGGAAGAAGAGGAGGAGGAUGGCUGGCUCAUAAUUGAUCUUGCAGGAAAAAAGCCCAUCGCUGCAGUAAACCGUGCUGGUGUCCCGACUCUGGUUCAGCUUGUCCCAGCAGCCCGGUUUCCAGGCCGAGCCGGGUCCCGGAGCGGGGGGUUCUGGCAGGGGCCCGCGUGUGGCGGUGCGGUGGCGGUGGGUGUCUCUCGCACUAACGAUGCCCCUUUCUCUCCCCCUCCCUCCCCACUGUACAUGGUAUGUGUGUGUGUCCCCGCUGCGCCCCGCAUGGCUCUGCACCCUGCCCCAGGCAGCCGUGCCCGCCCCGGCCCCGCCCGGCGCCCGGCUGCUGGCGGUACCGGGCGCUCGGCGCGACCCCGCCCGACGCCCCCCGGUCCGCCACCGCCACCGGCCGCUUCCCCGGCUCCGGCCGGUCCCUGCUUGAUGGACGAGAGUUGGUUUGUCACCCCUCCCCCCUGUUUUACUGCAGAGGAGCCGGGCCUCGACGGCGUGGGGAGCAGCCCCAUGGAGGACCUGCUCAUCGAGCACCCCAGCAUGUCUGUCUACGUCACCAGCACUCUCGAGGUGGAUGGGGAGGGCCCCGAGGACGAUGCUGCAGAGGCGGUGCCGGAGCCGCGGCCGGAGCUGCCGCUGGCGCACCACGGCCGAGUGCUGCCGGUGAAGGCGGCGGCGCUGGACAAGCUGGGCCAGGCGCAGCGGGCACAGCGGGCCAAGCAGCUGGCGGAGCGGCACCGCCUGGGCCAGAAGGCGCUGCAGCGGCAGAACCGGGCCCGGCAGCGCCCGUCCCGCCGAGCCAAGCAGCUCCCGGGGGCCUUCGUCCACCAGCCCUGCCAGCGCCACUGCAACUACUGACCUCGCUCCG
Messenger RNA from Sturnus vulgaris (Common starling), 1501 nucleotides. NCBI's taxonomy places the organism in Eukaryota, Metazoa, Chordata, Aves, Passeriformes, Sturnidae. The record is from RefSeq and is a predicted model, not a curated record.